GUCUUGUUGAGAUCUCGAAGCAGCUGCCUCCUUUUCUAUCUCUCUCUCAAACAAUCUGUCACUUUUCCGGCCGUUUGAUCCUUCAGCAACUCAACCAACUAUAAAUACAUUUCACUCAACAGGCAGACGGAAAGGGGGUUCACGAUGGCGUCCGCACAGCAGCUCACACUCCCCGACGGGCGGAUCCUUUCAUACGACCUGUCGGGCCCAGACUCGAAGCCCGUCGUGCUGCUGGCCAAUUCGCUUUCGGCACCGUUCACGCUUUGGGAUCGCGUCGUCAAGGUUCUCCAUGACAACGGCUUCCGCACGUUGCGCUUUGACCAGCCCGGCCACGGCAAGUCGUCAGCGCCAGCGGGCCUCGACACGGAGUUCGAGACGAUCGCCGACGACGUGCACUUCCUCGUCACGUCGCUCCGGGUCGACAGGCUGUUUGCCUGGGUCGGCGUGUCGAUGGGGGCGGCGACGAGCUUCUACUUUGUCACAAAGUACCCGGGCCUCGUGCACAAGGUGGCCAUCUGCGACACCAUCAGCUCGUCGCCCAAGCUCGCCGGGGUCGAGGACGCGUUCGGCCCGCGGGCCAAGGCGGCAGGCGAGGCGGGCGACAUGCGCGAGCAGGUCGAGCAGACGAUGGACCGCUGGUUCGGCGCCGACUGGAUCAAGGCGAACCCGGACGAGGCGGGCCGCGCGCGGGCCAUCAUGAACCAGACGACGGUCGAGGGCUUCCAGACGUGUUGCCACGCGCUGCGGAGCGACAAGUUCGACAUCCGACCGUUGUACGAGAGGGUGGGCUCGGGGGUCGACGAUGCGCUGCUGGUGGUGGGCGAGAAGGACGCGAACCUGCCGCAGGCGAUGAAGGAGAUGCGGGACAAGGUCGAGACGGGGUUCAGGGCGGCGGGCAAGGACAACAAGAUCGAGCUCAAGGUGAUUGCAAAGGCGGGCCACGUUCCGUUUGUCGACAACUUUGAGCAGUUUACAGAGGUGAUCCUGGGGUAUCUCAAGGAUUGAUUUGGUUGAUUGACUGCUUUUGAUUGCAGUCAUAAGUCACCAACCAGAAGAAGAAAAAAAGAAGGAGAAUUUUCAGCCUCUGUAGACUCAUCCUUAUUCCAUCAGGGAGGGGUGUUGGGAGGCUGAAUAUGGUGAAGCUAUUGUAAUCGGCUCCCGCCUCCCCCAACCUCUCUGGUGGCUGUUGAGAGAAAGGGAAACACAGGACAGCCCUGGAGAACAAAGGAGCGGGGAGCUACCUUCGGUGAGACAGCCAAUCAUAGAGAGGAUGCCACUAGCUCUCCGGCCCCGCUCCCUUCACCUUGGGCAGACCGACAAUAACUGAAGCGUUUUUUGGGCUUAGCGGUCUGCUCAGCUCAGCCAAUCCCAGCCUUCUUCUUUUCUUGUUCCGUGGAUUUUCCCCUCUGGGCCAGCAACCCCAAUCCAGUCUUCCAUGUUCCAGCUUUCUCCUCUUCCCUUCACCCCAC
Colletotrichum destructivum is the source of this 1469-nucleotide messenger RNA. RefSeq names its product Putative alpha/beta hydrolase-1. Lineage: Eukaryota; Fungi; Ascomycota; Sordariomycetes; Glomerellales; Glomerellaceae. The record is from RefSeq and is a predicted model, not a curated record. The transcript has a single exon. Bases 145 to 1005 code for a protein of 286 amino acids.